AAAUAUAUAAAAUAUUAGCGAAUUUUCUACUGGCAAACCGUUUUCUUAAUUUAAGAUUAUAACAUUUAAUAAAACUUUUUUUUAAAAAAAAAAAUUUUAUUUAAUAAAAAAAAGAAAAAAAAAAAAGAAAUGACACACGCAACAAUCAACUUUUUUCGUCUUGCCAAGCCAAACAGAAAUCGGAUUGGAUUAAAACAAUUUUGGAAAUGUUUUUAUGUUCCGAUUGUAGUUGAACAGUCUGGUAGAACAGAAAGGGCAUAUGAUAUAUAUUCAAGAUUAUUAAAAGAAAGAAUUGUUUGUUUAUUUGGAGGUAUAGAUGAUAAUGUUUCAAGUGUUGUUGUAGCACAAUUGCUUUUUCUCCAGUCAGAGAGUAGAAAAAAACCUAUACACAUGUAUAUAAAUAGUCCAGGUGGUGUUGUGACUGCAGGUUUGGCAAUAUAUGAUACAAUGCAGUUUAUUGAACCACCUAUUGCAACUUGGUGUGUAGGACAAGCAUGUAGUAUGGGCUCACUUUUACUUGCUAGUGGAUCAAAAGGAUUGCGUCAUGCUCUACCACAUUCAAGAAUAAUGUUACACCAACCUCAUGGUGGAGUCCAGGGUCAAGCAACAGAUAUCGCUAUCCAGGCUAAAGAAAUUCUGCAUUUAAAGACAAUGCUUAAUAAAAUAUAUAGCAUUCAUACCGGCAAAGAUGUUGCAAUAUUAGAGCACGCUUUAGAAAGAGAUAAAUUCAUGUCUGCCGAAGAAGCAAAAGAGUUUGGUGUCAUUGAUCACGUGUUAACUCAGUCACUUGAAUCUAAAGUAAACUCUUAGCAAAACCAAGAAAUUGUUAUGAUUUUUUCAUUUCGAAAUGAAUUUUUUGAAAGUUAUUUGAAAGAAAAUUCAGAAUUUUUUU
Molecule: messenger RNA, 892 nt
Organism: Hydra vulgaris (swiftwater hydra)
Lineage: Eukaryota; Metazoa; Cnidaria; Hydrozoa; Anthoathecata; Hydridae
Product: ATP-dependent Clp protease proteolytic subunit
Biological process (GO): protein quality control for misfolded or incompletely synthesized proteins
Cellular component (GO): endopeptidase Clp complex
Molecular function (GO): ATPase binding; serine-type endopeptidase activity; ATP-dependent peptidase activity
Source: RefSeq, a predicted model, not a curated record